AUGGCAGGGCCUUCGACGGUCAAUCUCUACCCACACCUCGUGAACAAUGGAGAGAGCCACAAACUCGCGGAAUCAGGACGAAGAUUAUCGGCGACGUUUUCGCCCAAGGAUAAUCAACUAGCAGCGUUCCUCAGUCCUGCGGUGGAUCCCGAGGCACUGAAAGGGAUGUCUGAUAAUGAGUUGAUGUCGACGGAGAAGGACGUUUAUAUGGCGGCGGGGAAUAAAAUUCCGGAUGCGGCUCGUCGAACGUUUCUCACAGAUGCAUCAGUUAUCUUCUCAUCACUGCAAUCGUACAUGGCGCAAUCCAAGGAGAAAAAACAGACCGUCCUUACAGACCUAGAGAACCAGGAAGUCAUCACUAAAUUGACAAUGGAUUACAUGUGUCACGCACGGGAUGCAUGGCUAUACUCCACACAUUUGGAAGCCAACGGUGUUAAACCCCAGUACGACGCCGAGCAUUACCGCGUGCUAUACACAACAAUAUCCCUGUUCAUCGUUCUGUACCUUCCAGGAGUUGGAGAAGAUCGCGCACCUGUGGGUGAUGAACUUAUGGAAUGGCUGAACAUGCAUUUCAUUGAACCCUCGAGCGAUGAGGGCGACGAACUGAGUUCUCAAGAGAAGCCCUGGGAGGACGAGAACUUCUGGUCCUACCUUACCAGAGCUGUAAUACGCGGCCUCGCCAAGUCAUCCGUCUUCUUCCUGGAUGUUCUCUCCAAGCGCCAUCCCUCCGAAGAUCUGCAAUCUCUAUCCGUACACCUCAGUGAAGUCCUCACUACACGACCAUCCCUACUUAUGUCCAAAAAUCAGCGCGAAUACGUGAUCGCGGCACGACGUUGGGGUGACAAUGUCAAAGCGCUGCGAUUCACACUCGAUCGCGUACCUGAGGAUGCUCGACACGACGGAUUCGAUAACUGGUGGGAACAGUUGAGCGACAUUGUUGGGCUGUUGGAGGGGAGAGAGGAUGUUCUGUCACGCGUUUGUACUGAAUUGGGAGCGGACUGGAAGGAGGUCUGUGUGGCGUGGGGGAUUUUCGUCAAUGCUAGCUUGCAACGCGUUGAUAUGGCAGACGUCGCGGAGAUGGUAAUGGGAAAAAUGCCUUUUGAUCCAACCGACCUCGAAGAUGCGAUGCACGCAGCCCUAUUCCGCGGAAAACCUAUCGAUUCAUUGCCUUUGGCUGCUCAACACGAUCCUUGGCUCGCUGCCCACCUAGCAGACGUCCUCGAAAAGCUAGGUCUCAUCGACGCCGACAUUGACGACGAAUCGGAGCUGACCCCUCGGCAACACUAUAUCCUUCAAUUCGCGGACUACCUUCACAGCGAUCCCUCGCUAUGGAGGAUUACGGUCGACUAUAUGUGUUCCUGUGGCGACAUCGGCAAAAAACGCGCAGAUCAGGUUCUAUUUCGGGUACCCAUCAGUCUUUCUGCUGCUCACGGUGGGGAAGUCUCGGCAAGGAUGGAGGGCGUACUCAAGGAGGUCAUCAAGGCUUGUUAUGAGUACGAGAGGGACGAGGCACGGAGGAUGGUUUGCUCCCUUGCAGCCAAGGUGUUCCUCAAAGAUAGAGAGUAUGGACUAGCGAUUGAAUACAUCGCCGCCGCAGAGGAUUGGGCGGGAUUAGGACACAUCGUCGACUCUGUUCUCGAAGAAUAUGUUCUUCACGGUCCAGAACACUUUGCGCGCUCAGUGGCAACAGUCGCACCCUCGCUUCAGGACCUUCGUAGCGCCUACCCAACGGUCAACGGCGUCUUCAUCCAUCGACUGACGUUCGCCGUCCGAUACGCCGAAUUCCAUCGACAGAGGCUGGGCGGGGAUCUGCAAGACGCCGCCCUCGACCUCGUGGCGUUGUUUCAAGAGGAGAUCGCACCGAGGGGCUGGUGGGGUGUUUUGUUGCUUGAUGCGACAGAGCUGUUGAAGGCAGAUGACUCGAUGCUCUUCUCAUCCUCCGGCGCUACCGAGCUGCUCAAACGUCUUGAAGAGCUCCACACCAGAGUAACGCAAGGAGGUGGCGAGGAUUACCUAUCAGCACUGCUGAAGACCAUGAAAGGCAACGGUGGAGAAAGGGAAGCUUUACAAAAGCUGAUGAGUACGAGGUUCGCGUUGGCUAAUUAUUAUGCGCGGUGUACGACGGUGGGUGUGGGUGUGGGGGGCGUUGGGGGCGGGAUACAGGUGGGUGAAGGUAGUGGUACAAGCUACGGUGCUGGAGCUGUCCAGGUAUUUUCUAUGUGA
Molecule: messenger RNA, 2223 nt
Organism: Stereum hirsutum FP-91666 SS1
Lineage: Eukaryota; Fungi; Basidiomycota; Agaricomycetes; Russulales; Stereaceae
Exons: 12
Coding region: 1-2223 (740 amino acids)
Biological process (GO): positive regulation of DNA-templated transcription; mRNA export from nucleus; protein import into nucleus
Cellular component (GO): nuclear pore outer ring
Molecular function (GO): structural constituent of nuclear pore
Source: RefSeq, a predicted model, not a curated record